This is a messenger RNA of Antechinus flavipes (yellow-footed antechinus), 9448 nucleotides long. RefSeq names its product G protein-coupled receptor kinase 3 (gene GRK3). Gene Ontology annotation, molecular function: G protein-coupled receptor binding; G protein-coupled receptor kinase activity; ATP binding. Gene Ontology annotation, biological process: regulation of signal transduction; G protein-coupled receptor signaling pathway; protein phosphorylation. The transcript has 21 exons. NCBI's taxonomy places the organism in Eukaryota, Metazoa, Chordata, Mammalia, Dasyuromorphia, Dasyuridae. The record is from RefSeq and is a predicted model, not a curated record. The coding region runs from base 52 to 2118 and encodes 688 amino acids.
GCCGCCACCGCCGCUGCCGCCGCCGCCGCCGAAGCCGCAGCCGCAGCCAACAUGGCGGACCUGGAGGCCGUGCUGGCCGACGUGAGCUACCUGAUGGCCAUGGAGAAGAGCAAGGCCACGCCGGCGGCGCGCGCCAGCAAGAAAAUCGUGCUGCCCGAGCCCAGUAUCCGGAAUUUAAUGCAGAAGUAUCUUAAUGAAAGAGGUGAAUUAACAUUUGACAAGAUUUUCAAUCAGAAAAUUGGUUUUUUGCUUUUUAAAGAUUUUUGUUUAAAUGAAAUUGAUGAAGCUGUCCCUCAGGUGAAGUUUUAUGAAGAGAUCAAAGAAUACGAAAAGCUUGAUUCUGAAGAAGAACGUCUCCAAAGGAGUCGGCAAAUUUAUGACACGUUCAUAAUGAAGGAGCUUCUGUCUUCUUCCCAUGUAUUCUCAAAGCAAGCUGUAGACCAUGUACAAACUCAUCUAGCCAAGAAAAAAGUGCCCUCAAACCUUUUUCAGCCAUACAUAGAAGAAAUUUGCGAUAGUCUUCGGGGCAACAUAUUUCAAAAAUAUAUUGAAAGUGACAAGUUCACUAGAUAUUGUCAGUGGAAAAAUGUAGAGCUAAAUAUCCAUUUGACCAUGAAUGAUUUCAGUGUACAUAGGAUUAUCGGCCGAGGAGGAUUUGGUGAAGUAUAUGGUUGCAGAAAAGCUGACACUGGAAAAAUGUACGCAAUGAAAUGCUUAGAUAAAAAGAGGAUCAAGAUGAAACAAGGAGAAACCUUGGCUUUAAACGAGAGGAUCAUGUUGUCUCUUGUCAGCACGGGGGACUGCCCUUUCAUUGUGUGCAUGACCUAUGCCUUCCACACCCCCGACAAGCUGUGCUUCAUCCUGGACCUGAUGAAUGGGGGAGACUUGCACUAUCACCUCUCACAGCACGGGGUGUUUUCGGAGAAGGAAAUGAAGUUCUAUGCUGCCGAAAUCAUCCUGGGCUUAGAGCACAUGCACAACCGUUUUGUGGUUUACAGAGAUCUGAAGCCUGCGAAUAUCCUUUUGGAUGAAUACGGACACGUGAGGAUAUCCGAUCUUGGGCUUGCCUGCGAUUUUUCCAAAAAGAAACCGCAUGCUAGUGUCGGAACGCACGGCUACAUGGCUCCCGAGGUGCUGCAGAAGGGGACGGCCUACGACAGCAGCGCCGACUGGUUCUCGCUGGGGUGCAUGCUCUUCAAGCUUCUGCGCGGCCACAGCCCUUUCCGACAGCACAAAACCAAAGACAAGCAUGAGAUCGAUCGGAUGACGCUCACAGUGAAUGUGGAGCUUCCAGAUGCAUUUUCUCCUGAAUUAAAGUCCCUUUUGGAAGGAUUGCUACAAAGAGAUGUUAGCCAGCGACUUGGCUGCCUGGGAAAUGGUGCAGAGGAAGUCAAAAGCCACAUAUUUUUCAAAGGAGUCGACUGGCAGCACGUCUACUUGCAGAAGUAUCCUCCACCGCUGAUCCCUCCCCGGGGUGAGGUAAACGCCGCAGAUGCUUUUGAUAUCGGCUCAUUUGAUGAAGAGGACACCAAAGGCAUUAAGCUGCUGGACUGUGAUCAGGAGCUGUACAAGAACUUCCCUCUGGUCAUAUCGGAGCGCUGGCAGCAGGAGGUGGCCGAGACCGUGUACGAGGCCGUGAACGCGGACACCGACAAGAUGGAGGCCAGGAAGCGGGCCAAAAACAAGCAGCUGGGCCACGAGGAAGAUUACGCUUUAGGGAAAGACUGUACUUUACACGGAUACAUGUUGAAGCUGGGAAAUCCAUUUUUGACGCAGUGGCAACGACGUUACUUUUACCUCUUUCCAAACAGACUUGAGUGGCGGGGGGAGGGAGAAUCACGGCAAAACUUAGUUACAAUGGAUCAGAUCGUCUCAGUGGAAGAAACUCAGAUUAAAGACAAAAAAUGCAUUUUGCUGAGGAUAAAAGGAGGAAAACAAUUGGUCCUACAGUGUGAGAGUGACCCCGAAUAUGUUCAAUGGAAAAAAGAAUUGAUAGAAACCUUUACUGAGGCUCAGAGGUUACUACGGCGGGCUCCAAAGUUCCUCAACAAACCCCGACCGACGGUUGUUGAGCUUUCGAAGCCUCCGCUCAGCCACAGAAAUAGCAAUGGCCUUUAAGGAGAGACUGUCACUCCCUCCCCUUAAAGCGCGCCACGAAGUACUGUGUCCCCACCCCCACGCAGGCGCCGCGGCAGAGGAGGACGCGAGUGGGAGUUUGGGCACAGGCUGCUCGGCCGGCCUGGACGCGGCGGCCAGGGCUGGAGAAGGUGGCGGAGGAAUUCUGAGGAAGGGAAGCCAGGGGCUGCUGGCUCGCAGCGGCUGCUUCUGCUCUCCUGGCGCUGCCCGGCACUGGCGGGAGCCACCCAACUUUAAACUACUGAAGAAAGGAAGAUGGUUUUCUUUGCUACUCACUUUAUCGUGGUCUGUGUGAGCCCGGAGCGUGGAGCUCCUCGCCCUUUGGCGGCGCCGUCUGGACCUUCUCGGAAGGAGCUGGGGACCCCCGGUGGGGAAGGGCGGGCUGCCUUUCGUGCUCCGGGUCCGUCGCCUUCACUCUGUGCCCCGGCGGCCAACGCGUGACUCCCGGUGCCCCGUAGAUGCCGCCGCCUUCCCGUCCCGGGCUUACGAGUUGUAGAUUCUUUGAAAACUUGCAGACUUCGAUCCGUCUCCUUGUCUGUCGUACUCACACGUAAUAGCUGCCACUGUUGUCCUUGUGACUUGGGGAUCUUCGGUCGCCGUUGAGGAAGGGGCUUAGAGGAACAGAAUCUAGAGUUCUGUUGUUGUAUCAGUUAGCGAUUCGUAGAUUUUAAGAAUGGUUGUUCAUGAACUUGAAGGCGUUUCUUUUCAAUUUCAGGGCAAAUUGCACUUUUAAAAACCUUUGAACCCAUUACACUCCAGUGGACGUGCUGAGGGAGAGCCUGGGUGGGGGGCUUUGGUACGUAUUCUUCAAAGUAGUUCUCCAGCUGUCCCUUUGACAGUUGGAGUUUUCUGUGUUUAAAAAAUGAGUGACCUUCCAGCGCAGUGAUUCUAGUUCUUCAUUCUGGCUGGUCCCUGCAAAUGUGUGUACAGGAGAGAUGACUUCAUAGGAUGAAGAAGAAAUCAUGUUGCUCCAUUUGCAUUUUUUGUAGAAUUAGACGCAAUUUUUAAUGAACGGGAGUUAAAAUUAUGAAAAGUGGGUGUCGCAAGUGGGUUUUUAAACAAUCUAUACAUACAGACACGCUUACAUACAGGCAGGCAGACCAGACAUGCAUACGUCCGCUUUCUUCGCCUAAUGCUUCUUCAUAUGUCCUAAGCAAAUGAAUUCUGCCCAGCAGGCUGUCACGGCCCGUUAGCAACGCCACAGCUCCCAGGGCUGAGCCAAUUCAGGAAUCUUCCUCCCGGUCACCUGUGGCUUAUUUCCCCUCUGUUCUGAGAUGCUCCUUCCGCGCCCAAACGAGCUCUCCGUCCUCAGAACUUUUUUUCUUUAUAGCAAAGUGCCAAGUGCCAACAGACUCAAGAAAUGGUUUCGAAAGUGACUUCUUUUUGUGUAUGUGUGCCAUUGUACCGUGCCUGUGGAAAAUAAUUAACAGUUUGAAGAUCCCGACUCUCUGUUCUGCCUUCCCUGCCAUCUGUCCUCAAGGUCUACAGAGGUGCCGUGCAUUUAUUUUUAAAUCUGAGCAUUGCGGGAGCUACAAAAGGAAGUCCCUUUAAUGCAUUACCAAUGCAGGGGCAGGGGGGAUGGCUCUCUUGAGGAGCCACCAAUAAAUUAUUUCAGUAAAUCUCCUGGAGAGAGAGCACUCCACCCACCUCCUCCUGCUGCUGCCGCUUCCUAUAGUAGCAGGGUCUAAAUUGGCUUGGAAGCUUAAUCCUAGAAUCUAAUGUUUGCUGAAAACUUCCUCCUAUUAUUAAAAGAACCAUGUUUAUCUCAGAUGACAGAAUCCUAAGCAAUAUACUUAAUUUUUAAAAAGCGACGUGCUCCCGAACACUUUCAUGGAGACUCCAGUUAGCUGCAACUCCCUCAUUAUAAGGCAGUCUCCAAGUUGUUGAAAGCAAUGCAGGCAAUGGCAUUAAAGGCAGUGAAUCCCACCCUGGCUCAAGGAAGCAGGACAGUUGCCUUAGAGACUUAGAGACUCCCCUGGGUUCUCUUGGGGCCGGUCCUUGGCAAUACAUCGGGGCCAAGUGGCCUUGCUCUCCCAGUGGGUCCCGAGAGGUCAGCAGAAAGAACUCCCCUUCCUGGCUGAGGGAUCACCCUCUGCUCAAUACCAGAUUCAGAGAUCAAAAGUGGCCAGAAGCUGCCACUGGCUCGGAUGGGAAUUCCCAGAAUUCACAUGUGGGUUCUAAAAACAUUACCGAAAGGAAUGAGCAGUAAGUGAUAAUGAUUGGGAACAGGUGAAGUCUCACCUGACUGUUGUUGCUCUUGGAAACCAGCAGGUCAAAUCCGGUAUAUUUGUUUGUAGGAUGUCAAAUCUGUCGGGUCGGGGAGAAGCAACCAUUCGCACGAGGAAAGGAGGCCCAGGGGAAGGAAAGGCUUGGUUGGACUCCAGGAAGGAGUCAGUGGUCGAAUGUUUUCUCCCAAAUUUCUGCUCAUUUCCCAUUAAGAUGGAACGGGGGAUUUCCAGAACCAGAAUAGGAAAGAUUGUGUUUAUUGUGCUCCUCGAUGCCCAGGGUGCUAAACAGAGUGUCCAUUUUUACUUUUCUACCAUAAAUGGAAUUGCGAUCGAACUGUAAAAUGCCUUGAUAUUUGUCGCUUCCCUUCACAUGUUUAGGGUUAAAAUUCAGUAAGUAAGCCUGUAAUUUAAAAAAAAAUUAUCUCAAUGCAGAGUAAGUUCCUAAAUUAUAUUUCAUUUCACCAACUUGUGUUUGAUUUUUAAAGUUCAGAUGAUUUAGGUAAUUGUCUGUGAAGAUAAUCUAAAAACGUAAGGAACAUAUUUGCAGCAUUUCAAAAUAUUUGACCAAGUACUUCUUCAUUUGAUAUUCAAAGGAAUAUCUAAAGAUGUCUUAAAAAAUCUAGAGAUUGUUUUCAUAGUUGAUAUAUGAUAAUUUAUGAACUUUAUUUUUUUAUCAUUGCAUUGUUAUUGAUGUAAAUUUUGUUGAUCCAAAAUGUCUGUGUUAAGAUUUUAAACAUUUAUUUUACUCAUUUCACGCUAUAGAAUUGGGGGCCGCAUUUUAUUUAGUGCUUCAGAAUAACACUGGCUCAGGAAUCAGAAGCCUUGGCUUCCUGUUCCAUCCCUGACGCUUCCUCCUCUGUCAGCUUGGGCAAGUCAUUUUGUCAUUUCUCACCUGUGUGUGCCUCAGUUUCCUCAUCUGUGAUCUGAGGGGAUUGGAUUAGAUGGCUUCCAAGGGCCUUUCUAGCCCUGGAUCUGUGUCCUAGAAUAAUUAUGUCUGAUCUGAUGAUGGUUUUUGGCCGAAUUUGCAGAAAUGGGCCAAUUGCCGCGAGAUUGCAAAGAAAGUAUGUAACAUGAAUGCGAUCUCCAUCGUAGUGACAACGCUCUGCAGGUAUCGAAAUCUCAGUGCUGGGGGGAAGAGCAAGCAAAAUUUUAUCCCUGUUCAGGUCAGGCCGGCAGCUCAGUUUCAGUUUGAGACGUGUGCACCGCACUUGGAGAGGCCCUAACCAGGCCCCUGUCAAAUGUGCCUUAGACAAGGUUUGGACACGUCCCCUCGAGCGUGACUCUGCCGGAGGGAUUCGAGCCUUCACUGUAAGAGACACAGAACAUUGCAUUGGGUGCCAUGGAAAAGGGGAUUUUGGGAGAUUGCCAAGUAAGCACAUGUCGUUAUCAGAGUCAUGUGGAACGGGGCCCUCCGGCCCAGGCUGCUGCUCUGGGUCCCGUGUGGCCCAGGUCAUUGAGCUCCAUGUUGGCAGUGGGUAAAGGGACUCACUGUGUGUGUGUGUGUGUGUGUGUGUGUGUGUGUGUCCACACUAAUUCCUCUCCUCUCUGAAGGGCUGAUUAUACCAGACCUGCCUGUCUCUUAGAAUGAAUCGUUUCUAAUGUUCAUCACCAUUUUCAUGUACCGGGUAGAAAGAAAACAAAAGUCUCCAAGUUGAGCUUUGUCAUGAAGACACCGUGUAAAUCUGUAUAGACACUGAUCACGUGCAGGGUGUAAGAGAAGCCGUGUCUGUGUUUGUGACGAUCUGCGGCUCGUCACCGUUAGGUUCAGGGAACUGCGUUCUGGAUGCUCCGUGCUGCUCUCAGUAACAAAGCCUGGCUUCCCGCUCCCUGUCCUGCCUGUGGGACCAGGGAGGCUCUGCCACUCUCUCAGAAUAAUUCAGGGAUGGGGGCAGGAGAGGAAUCUUUGUAGAAACGGGGGCGAGGAAGAGAUUUCAUUUAGAAAUAAAACAGGCCCCUUUGCCUCAAAGCACAAAAAUAAAUAUUUGAAAAUAACGGGGUUUUUUCCUCCCUUUGGCUUUUUGUAAAAUAUAAGUGAACGAUAAUGUCUGUGUCCUAAUGUUUUUUUUUAAUAAUGUGAGCUUGUGAGUUCAGUGGGAGUCUGGGUGUGUGCAUGAGUGAGAGUGAGAGCGAGCAAGAGUGAGAGAGAGCGAACACAUCAGCUUACAUCCAUAGGCCUGUACUCUGCUGUAUGGCUCGGAUUAAAUCAGAUUCAGGAGCUUAUCAUCAGAGUAUCCACACACAGGGAAAGCAAAUUGUAUAAAUUUUUGAAACUGGCUUUCUUUUUCUUGAAUAAGAUAUGGUAUUUCAGUAAAUCCCCUAAAAAUAGAGGGAAAAUUUUUGUAGUUGUCAGUGUGUGUUUAGAGCAAGUCAGUGCUGACAUUAUUGCCUCAUUAAACUAAUUUGGAAAUCGCUUCGGAGAAUAGCGCCAUCUCUAAUUUGUUGCCUCAUUUUUAAAUGCACUUUUAAAAAGAUCUGCAUCAGAUUACUUCUAAGACAGCUAUGUAAAGGAGAAAUUUGAAGCAUUUGAGUAUUCGCUUUAAAUAGUCCCAGCCCAGAUAUUUAAUAGGAUUAAUUAAAUCACAGAUUUCCACUGUGUUGUGUAAACAACUGACAAAAAAUUUUAGGGCAGAAAAUAUAGUGGAUAUGCCAGCUUCAUUAUAUUUGAGUCGCUUUUUGCGUUACUUUCCUGUAAUAUCCCUAAUGCAAAAGCUUUUGUUCCUUUUUUGAUGCAGUUGGCAAGAUAAUCAAGAGAGAUUUCCUAGUGAUUAUGAUCUAGUGCCUCCUACAGGAUGUACAUACACACAAAUGGACGAGUUUUAACUGUGCUAAAAUAAUUCCUAUUUGCUCUAGUAACUGUCAAUGGCAAAAUGUUAAAAUUUCAAAUUUUAAAAAAAUAAUUGUUUGUGUUAAUAGAAUAUCCCCAUUUCUGUUUUUGCCUAAAUUGUAAUCCUGGCUCUGCUACCGAUUUGUUACCUGUGUGACCUUGGAAAACUCAUUGUACCUUCAGAGGCCUUCGUUUUAUCAUCUAUAAAUUGGGGAGAUUAGAUGAAAUGAUCUCUGAGGUCCCUUCUGGGUUCUGAUCCUUGACCUAUUGUCUCUAAGAGCUGGCUUUUUUUACAUCCAUCUCCUCAUUGGACAAAUGAGGAAAAGGACUUUUCCUAAACUCUCCCAAGUGGAGAGGCAGCUGUUGAAUGGACUCUGCUUCCAGGUAGGAGGAUUUCCCCUGAUGCUCCUGGGCUCAUUCUGCUGCAUCCCCUGCUGGGAAAAAGUCUUUUCAAAUGUGCAUUCAAAGCAGAAAGAACUUGAAUUUUUUCUUUCUAAUUCCUCAUACCAUCAAGGACAGGCUAAACCCUGGCCACUUAAAAUAACCGUGCUAAAUCGAAUCCCCUUCCUUCCUCUUUUAAAUUAAUCAUCAUCCAGGGCAGCUAAGGUGAAGUCAGGAAGACCUGAGUUCAAAUCUGACCUCAGACACUUAUCACUUCCUAGCUGUGUGACCUUGGGCAAGUUACUUAACCCCAAUUGCCUCAGCAAAAUAAAUAAACUAAUCAUCAUCCACUCGGCUUUAUUUUGGUAAUGUAAAGAUUGCUCAACUAUGUAGGUCUAAGAUAAGAUUUCUAUUUUAACAACAAAAAAAUUUAUAUUAUUUAUUAAAUCCAUGCGUUUCAUUAAUUUCUAAAACAUUCCAUAUUAUUCUUGCUGCUUUUUUUUUUUUAAAUCUGUAUAGUUUGGUAUUUAAAGAGAUAACAGUUCUUUUCACAUAGGAGAAAUGUCUUUUUCAAAAAUGGAAUUAAAUGAAUUUUUUAAAACUCUGUUCAGCUUACCCAUUCCCAGAAAUUCAGAGGUUUCUUUUUUUGUAACUAAAAAAUUAGCUCAUGUUAACGUAAGUCGAGUUUUAUGCAGCAGCGUGACGGUCGAUCACCAAGGAAUAGAUUACACAGCCUAAUUCUUUUUGCCUGUAAAACAUACCUGCCUUUUGGUGUCUCACUGAAGAGCUUGCCAUGAAAUACUGCUUUAAUCUACCUCUUUCAAAAGAAGCUUCAUUCUGGUUGACAAAUUCCAGUUUGGCUAUGAUAUAACGGAUUAAUGGAGCACGUUUUCGGUUCAUUUCUUACUCUUAGUUGUUUCCUAUGUGAUUUAGAUUUUUUUUUUCCUUAAGUCUAUUGAAUUUUGGGGGAAUUCUAUGACUGAUGGAGACUCGGAGCCUUCUACGUAUGAGAUCUUUCAGGAUCUAUGUUAUUGCUGCUGUUUCUGCUGAGUGUUCUUUUUUUUUUUUUUUUUUUUUUAAGGCCAGGAGACCCAUCUCUGAUUAGAGUUGACCUGGUCUCGGUGAAAAAUAUUGAUCAAAUAUGAGAUCAGACUAUAGCUGUAAUGGAGUAGCAUUUAUAUAGGAGAGCUAAGUAUUAAGUGCAACUUGUAGGGGGUGGUGUGUGCCUUGAAUUUGAAUGGAAUCAUUCCCUUCCCCUGGCCACUUCAAAUUAGUUUGGAACAUGAUAUUAGAGAGAUAAUCCAUGUGUAUCGUGGGUUAUCGCUGAAGUCCUGGUGGGGAAAAAAAUGGGAAAAAAACCAAAACCAAUAAUGAAGUUGUUAAUUUUUUAAAGAGCAGUUUCUACACAGCCUAAUAUUAUUUAGUUACAUAUUCUCUUCUGCAAAUUUUAGAAAUUUAGGAGCAUAUUCACAUUCUAGUAGAAUCAAUUAUGAAAACUUCUAAAAGGACCUCGAUUUUUGAUUGGGAGAGUUAACAUAAAAGGCCAGUAUUCCUGUAAAUAACCCAAGCUGUCAUACCUAGGAAGCAUCCUUGUCUGUUCUCUUCUGAACUUUGGCCCUUUCCUAUUUAUUGUGCAAAUCAAGUUUUUUUUUUUUUUUUAAUUUCUUGGUAUACCGCCUAAGAAGUGCACGUUUUAAGUCUUUUCUUCCUUGGAAACUGUUCCCCACUUAUGGCAACCGUCAGCACUGUUCAGGACGUGCCAUACUUGGUCAAUACUAUUGUCUCCGAGAGCUAUUUUGGAGCAAGCUAAGUUGGUUAUUUUCUGUGUUGGUCAAUUGCUUAUAUAAAAAACAUCCCAAUAAAAGAACCUGCCAAUGUA